AUGGUGGAUACUGGAAGUAAUCCCGACUUUUUCCCUCUCUACCACCACCAGUUCCGUGUGAUAUUGAUAGGGGAUUCUACUGUAGGGAAGAGUAGUUUGCUGAGAUACUUCAUCGAGACGCGGACUGCAGGAAUCAGUGAUCCCACGGUGGGAGUCGACUUCUACGCUCGGCUCGUCGAAAUCAAGCCCGACCACCGAGUAAAGCUUCAAUUAUGGGACACAGCUGGCCAAGAGAAGUUCAAGUAUGUUGUCGUUGACAUUAUCAUGCAGUGUUUAGAGCUAUAACCAAGAGCUACUAUCGAAAUUCGGCUGGAGUCAUUAUUGUGUAUGACAUAACAAACAGAAAGUCCUUUGAUAAUGUAAAGGAAUGGCUAGCGGAAGCUGAAGCAAACGUUGGUGGUCCAAAUCCAUCUCAAUGUGUAUUUCUGUUAGUGGGACACAAAGCCGACCUUGAGGAUAAACGUGAAGUUCUGUUCGAAGAGGGUGAAUACUUUGCUAAGUAUCACAAGAUAAAAUUCAUUGAGACAUCAGCCAUGAAUGGAGAUAAUGUCAACGUAAGUUUUCAUUUAAGAAAGAUAACAUCAUUCUACAAAAAUAUUUUUACCAUUUAGAAGAUUACUAAAAGCAACUUGUAGGAAGCCUUUCAAGUGGUAGCUCGGGAAAUCAACGCACGAUUGGAGAACGGCCAAUUACCUUUGAACGACGGAUGGGACGGUAUAAAGGGCGGGUUAAUCAGGACACAGUCAAUCACCCUCUCUGAUAUAUCUCAAGACCCUGCGGCAGGACAAUGUUCAUGUUAA
Messenger RNA from Bursaphelenchus okinawaensis, 800 nucleotides. Lineage: Eukaryota; Metazoa; Nematoda; Chromadorea; Rhabditida; Aphelenchoididae. The record is from the annotation of a GenBank genome assembly.